Messenger RNA from Acanthoscelides obtectus, 1380 nucleotides. Lineage: Eukaryota; Metazoa; Arthropoda; Insecta; Coleoptera; Chrysomelidae. The record is from the annotation of a GenBank genome assembly.
GAUACCCGUGGUCUAGUUUCACCUGAGUCAACGAACUUGAUUCCAAUUCCGUUGAUCAGGUGCAAGCAAUAAUUAAGAAAGCACGCCCAUGUAAUGUUCAUAAACGUUAAAAUAAUUUCCAUAUACGAAAGAGCUCAUUAUUAUUCGUCGAACGCCAAGCCUCGCCUCAUUUCUCGACCAACCGGUUGUAAAAGACUGGCUGCCACUGCGAACAGACACUCGAAACAUUUACCAACUUUCCAUGGGUCCAUCUGCGUGCCAUACGCGUACCUGAUGGGUCUCUUUUUGCCGGUUCGGCCGGCCCACAGGUGUUACCUUUCCUGGCCCUCAGUCUAGGGCUUCCGCAGUUACUUUUACAACAAUCGAUAGUGAGGGAUACGGCGAUAACGUUCCUUUUCGGGCUUUCAGAUCGAGGAUACCGUCGAAACCUGAGGAUAAGCGAGUGUAUUCUUGUCUUCGGGUCGCUCGGAUAGUGAGAGCAGUGUGUGUUGUAACGACUGUUAGCUGAAGAACACAUGAAUGUACAAGGGGACUCUAAACAGCUUCUGCAGAGUGGUUGUAGACUGUAAGGAAUACGGCUACUACUGUGCUGGCAACAGAACAUGUCAAUGUCUUCCAAGCUACGUUCCAAACGAUAAAGGACAACUGUGCCUGGGACUUUUAGGUGAAAAAUGCAAAUACGACGAGCACUGCAUAGAAGGGGCGUUCUGCUAUUUACAAGACACUUGCAAAUGCAAAGACGAAUAUCGACCGUCGUUCGACAAUAUGUACUGCCUCAGUGGUGCAACAUCUGUGACCAAAAACUACGUUCUAAUAUCAAAUUUCCUAGUAUUAUCGUUAUUGUUUUGCUUGAAAAUUGUGUAGUUGUAGGAUAUAUACAUAGGUAUAGAUAUAAAGAAAAUAUUUAUUAUUGUAAAUAUAAUUUAUUGUCAUGUUAUGUACAAAACUUGUUGCCAUUUUGUGAUUUAUACCGUUUGAUGGAUUAAUAAAUCUUAUAAGUGUACUUAAAAUUGUAGAUUACAAUAGCGUUUUUUUUUCGUACGAAUACCUGUUAUUUUACAGUUAUUGUAUUCUGGUGAAAUUCUGAAGUGCAGUCAAACCUAAGUACGAGUGACCGAGGUAUUUUGUCAAAGUAAAACGUAACUCUUAAAAUGCAUAUGACCAUCCACGUUUCACUUUUCUGUAGAAGAACGUGUCUUUUGACCAAUAAUACUGAAGUUAUUAUUUUUGGCUAAAGUAAUUGCGAUUAGCAAGAGCGGCAUAAUUUAAGUAUAUAGGGGAUGAUUCUGAUUAGAUGAGAAACGUCGAUAACUCCUGCGUUUGAUCAAAAAGAAUGCAAAGCCUGUAGUACAAAUUUCGCAGAAUUCCGAUCAAAAUCAU